AUGGACGCGAGCCUCUUGGUCCCGCAACUCGUCGCGCUCGCGUUCCUUCUCGUCGCCGUCGCGUACGUGCAGCUCGUGCUCACGCCGACCGCGCGGAUCAAGUUCGACGCGGCCGGGAACGACGAGCAGAGGAGACGCGUUCGAGAGCUUCUGGACUCGGACGACGACGAGCGCGCGACGGAGCGCGCGGUGGCGAGGGCGCUCGUGAAGCCCAUCCCGCGGCCGCGCGGGGAUCAGGUGCGUCUAUACAAAAGUGACCCACCGCUCGGUUUCAACAUUUGA
Messenger RNA from Micromonas pusilla CCMP1545, 282 nucleotides. RefSeq lists its product as uncharacterized. NCBI's taxonomy places the organism in Eukaryota, Viridiplantae, Chlorophyta, Mamiellophyceae, Mamiellales, Mamiellaceae. The record is from RefSeq and is a predicted model, not a curated record. Bases 1 to 282 code for a protein of 93 amino acids. The transcript has a single exon.